Erpetoichthys calabaricus (reedfish) is the source of this 4780-nucleotide messenger RNA. RefSeq names its product ITPR interacting domain containing 2 (gene itprid2). The coding region runs from base 282 to 3707 and encodes 1141 amino acids. Gene Ontology annotation, molecular function: signaling receptor binding. The record is from RefSeq and is a predicted model, not a curated record. The transcript is spliced from 20 exons. Lineage: Eukaryota; Metazoa; Chordata; Cladistia; Polypteriformes; Polypteridae.
ACGCAACUCACUGUUUCAGGAGCGCGCUGUAUCCUAACCGGAAGCGGAAGCGCGGCCGCUUUAUAAAGUUUAGUGAAGUUUGGAGAUUCCUGUAGCGCAGCCAGCCACACAGUCAGUGCUCGAUUGGCAGCAGGAGCGUGACAGACCCCGAGCGGACCCUGCUAUGGUGAAGCAAUAUAACGGAGCGAAGGGCUGUGUCCAGGUGCAUCUGCAAAAAAGUUAACCGGUUAUUUCCACCUUGAAAAGGAAAGCAGGUGAAAGCGAGAGUGGAGUGAAGAGAGAUGGCAGCAGUGUCCAUGCAGAACACGGCCCCCAAGAAUCAAAUGCAUCCCUGGAACGUUGCAGUGGAGAAGAGGAAAGCCUGGGCUCGCAGCAGAGAUUCCUGGCAGGCAUCUGGGACAGAAGAUGUGCCUGCGAACAUGGAGAACAAUCCCGGCAAUCUUCCUGAGGAAAAGCUGCCUUUUGCCGAGGAUCCAGGAGGAAUGCCCAAUGAGAAAAUUGCAAUAUGGCUAAAAGACUGCAGGACACCCCUGGGGGCCUCUCUAGAUGAUCAGAGCAAUCCAGCUGUUAAGGGACUGGGAAAGCAUGGUGGAAGCUUUGAAGAUGAUUUGUCUUUGGGAGCAGAAGCUAACCAUCUCCAUCCUGGCUGUAAUCGGAUGGACAGUACUUGUCUUCGUAUGCUGGCCAAGGACAAACGUACACAGUUUCAGCAAAAUGCCAGGACUAUGAACUCGACUGGCUCUGGGAAAAGCAGCACCACGUUGUCCAGUGUCUCUGAAUUAUUGGACCUUUAUGAAGAAGAUCCAGAGGAAAUCCUGUAUAACCUGGGCUUUGGGACAGAUGAGCCUGAUAUUGCUUCCAAAGUCCCCUCUCGUUUUUUUAAUUCAUCCUCGGCUGCCAAAGGGAUCGAUAUAAAGGUGUACUUGGGAGCACAGAUGCAACGCAUGGAGCUCGAGAAUCCAAACUACGCUUUGACAAGUCGAUUUCGACAAAUCGAAGUCCUUACUACUGUGGCCAAUGCCUUUUCUUCUCUUUACUCUCAAGUGUCUGGACUGCCUGUACAGAAAAUUGGCAAUGGAGCAUUGACACCCACCGAGGGCACUGGCAAAGAGGUGCCUCCAUUAAAGAGGAAUGAAUCUGCCAUAAAUGUUGCUAACCGGUUAAAGAAGACUCUUUCUAGACUUAAUCUGCACGCUGGGUCACCUGCAAAUGUCGAGAAAGAGUCUGCAGCCCCGGGAGCGGAGGACCGUUGUGGGAAGGCAGAGGAGAAGAGUGAACCAAAGUUGACCCACAAAUUGUUCAAGAAUAUGGAUUCUCAUUUGCUAGCUACUGUGAAAGAGGAGGUGAGCAGCGCACCAGCUGAGCAGCUUACGGCGGCACCCAUUCCUUCUGAGAAUGGUUACCUUGAACUGAUUGAUUCUUCUGCGAGCGAGAGUAGGAAGAGUCCUAUGGCAGAUGAAUCUGGCCUAAAUGACUGUUCGAUUUCAAGCAAGGACUUGAGCGUAUCGACCAAUGGUGACCUGGAAGCAGGUUGUGUUCUCCCGCUGGCAGUCACCUCCACUCCAGAGAAGGAGCCCACCAUAUGCUUACAGAAUCCUCACAUAGCACAGCUAACAGUACAACACAAAGAUUCCUUUGAAAUGGAAGAGGUUCAGAGCAACGAAGGUGGACCAGCUGCCGGAGGUAAAAAUGAGCACUUGCAGAGGUCUACUAGUCAGCACUCGGAUAGCAGUGGGUUCGCUGAAGACCCCUCAAGUAACCACCUUCAGGUGCAGGAGAGCUCAGACAGUUGUGACAGUGAGACCACAGUCACAUCUCACAUAGAGGACCUCAAGACACCCAUAAUUGUUGACCACCCUGUAUUUAAGGAGCUCCAAGGCAAAGAGACCACUCCAACUUUGCUUCUGGAGGACGGUGAAAUUGCAGAGUUGCAGCCAAAUGAACACGUGUUGGAUGGAGCUGAGCCGGUGAAGGAGUAUGUGCCUCAUGCUGUCCUCGAACCUGCGGAUCCCAUCUUUUCUGUACCCGAAGUUGAGCAGUCUGUUAACCCCGCUUGCGACUCUGAGGAGUUACCUUCUACUACUGAUAAAGUAUUAUCGGCUCUGACCCGAGCUCAGCACAAGGCCUCUUCAGUGUCUGGUGAACCAAUUCCAAGACUUCGAGGUAGGGACUUGUUAAGGGUGAGAGGAGAGCUGGACCCUCUGGGUCGUGACCGGUACCCCUUACGAAGAGCACAGUCUCUCCCUUCCUCUCUACUUAGCCCCGUGCGGGUUGUGUCCUCUGUUAAAAUCAGUUUACGCCCGGGUCGUGAAACCCAGUGCAGCCCCUUAUCUUUUACUUACAAGUUCACCCCAGAGGAAGAAGAGACAGAAGUGGCAGCGGCAGUAGCAGCUGGUGAGGAUGAUAAUGCUUCCACCUGUACAUCCGUCCUCUUCAUCAACUCUGCCCCACAGAAGCAACCGGAGCCCUGCGGGACUGUGCCGUAUCUUGACAGUAGGGCAGAGGAAGCAAGGAGAAGAGUGCACUCUUACCCCAUGAACUUGCCACCUCACCUCUCUCAGUCCACUUUCUCCCUUCAGAGUGUUCCCCCUGACUGGUUAGAAAGACCCCUGGCGGAGCAGAUGAGGACCUGGAGUGCAAGCAGCAUUCCCAACUUGCCCCCUUACAGUUCCUAUGGAUCGCCUUGUUCCUCUUGCCCUUACCCCAGCCAGGCUGCAUUUGUAUAUCCUCCUAGGCCUUGUCAUGCUCCAUCUACAAUCGAAAUGCAGUUGAGGAGGGUCCUGCAUGACAUCAGGAGUGCAGUCCAAAAUCUCUCACAGCAUCAAGUCCCUUGUGGCAGUGAUCCAACAUUAUCAUCAUGUCAACAAAAGUCAAUUCUCCCUUUAUAUGAGAAUACGUUUCAAGAGCUCCAAAUCAUGAGGAAAAGUCUGAAUGUGUUUAGGACUCAGAUGAUGGACCUGGAGUUAUCUAUGAUAAGACAGCAAACAGAGGUCUACCUGCAUCUGACAGAAGAGGAAAGGCAAGAAGCUGAUCAGUUGCAGGGCCUGAGAAAUGCAGUGCGUCAGGAGCUGCAGGAGUUGGAGCUUCAGUUAGAAGACCGGCUGCUGAUGCUGGAGGAGCAGCUCAGGACGUCGCAUCACAGCGCCCUCUACCCUUCACAGCUGGGUCUCUGCGGAACCAGGAGUUUGGACUGUUGCUCCUGCUCUUCACCCAUGAAUGUAAUUCAACCGGUAUCUGAUCUUCUACGUGAGCAACUCUAUCUGAAGUCUGAGCUGGAAUAUGAAGGGUGUAGUACCCCAAAUUCAUUAGUUUCAGAGUUGUCAUCGAGGUCGUCGAGCCCAACGCAUACAAGCAAGGCAGGUCACUGUCAUAAUCCAAAGGUCCAGACCCCGGACGGAGGCCGCUACCGAGCUACCAUGGUCCUUACACCUUCUGUGCCUUCGAGAGCUGGAGUGGAAGAAUACCGUACUCCAGAAGCAUCGGCGUCCAAGCCUUCAGGCCUCCAGCCCAGUGCCAAGGUGACUGCACCGUCCCCUUUGUUGGAUGAAAGGGGCAAGAAAUCGAGUAUCCAGAGUCCAGAGCUGCAGCAAGUCAUUAAGGAGAUUAAGGAAUCCCUUGCAGAUGAAAUUCGACGAGAGAUCGUGAAUGAGCUUCUGGCCGCAGUUUCUCCGAAUAGGUCAGCUGGAGCCGUUCAGGAGAAGCACUGAGUUCCAUGGUGAAAAAGACGACGCGUAGAAGAGGAGUCUCCGAGAACACGGGCCACAUGCGGACCACCCAGGCUUGAGGCGAAUUUGUGUUUUUAAGUAACCAGCCAGGCAUCUGAAGACACUAAUGCUGCUGUAGUGAGCUACUGUUAACAGGUUUUUUAAAAUGUUUAAAUAAUGCAUGAUCAUUAUGAAGCCUUUCACUGAUUUAUAAACUUUUUGUGUGCGUUUUUCUAGCUGUUGGUUUGUGGGGCAAAAACGUGUUAAAAACUUGAAUUUAUCAUUUUUUUUUUUUUUUGCUUUUAAUUUGUAAAAUAAUCCAUGACCGAGUCUCUCGGGUAAAGCUGAAUUUUCAUCUGCCUGGCUUCUGCCAAUAUUGACCUCCAUGAGGUGCUAGCUGUGCAAUAAUAAUUCACUCUGGACUUGAAUUAACAAUUUAACUGCUGAUUUUAUUAUUAUUAUUUUUUAAUUUUGUUUUAUUUUUUUUUUUGACCACUCCACAUACAGAGUUGUUGUAUUAAAACACAAGUGUUUGCUACUGGUGUAAGACUUGGAAAGAGAGCUCUGUUUGCGUGGUUUGCAUUGAGAUGUUCCUGCUGUGCUUUUCCAGUCGUGGGUUUGCCAUUUACGAUUGCGCACCAGAGCCUGGUAACUCACUGGUGUGAGUGGUGGAACCUGAGACCCCAGACUGCACGUGAAUGUCAGGCAGGAUGCAUUGUGGGAUGUGUUUUUUUUUUUUUUGUUUUUUUGCCCACUUUUCUGUGUGCACCAUGACAUUCUGUGAUAAGGCUUUAGACGUCCUGAGUGCUACGGUGGUCAGGCGGUGAGGAGGAGCGAGCGGAUAAUUAAAAUUUGAAAGUUGAGUGCGAGCGAGCCAGCGAUUCCUGAAGAGUGUGUGUGUGUGUGUGUGUGUGUGUGUUUGGUGCUUCUGGAGUGCUAGCCCAGUGGAUGGAGAGAGAUUUGUAUUUGUACGUGGAGCGCAAUGUCAAGGGGCUUGUCUACCUGUGUCAUGUGGGAUUCAAGAGGGAAGAUUUAUAUAUGAAACAAAUUAAUAAAGAUAUAUUUAUUUUGCAUAA